Messenger RNA from Bemisia tabaci, 273 nucleotides. The record is from RefSeq and is a predicted model, not a curated record. NCBI's taxonomy places the organism in Eukaryota, Metazoa, Arthropoda, Insecta, Hemiptera, Aleyrodidae.
AUGACUCAUGAGGAGGAAGAAGAAGAAGAAGAAGAAGAGGAAGAAGAAGAAGAAGAGGAAGGAGAGGAAGAAGAGGAAGAGGAAGAAGACGAAGGAGAGGAAGAAGAGGAAGAGGAAGGAGAGGAAGAAGAGGUAGAAGAGGUAGAAAAGGUAGAAGAGGUAGAAGAGGUAGAAGAGGAAGAAGAGGAAGAAGAGGAAAAGAAGAGGAAGAAGAAGAACGAGAAGAAAAGAAAGAAGAAAAACGAGAAGACAACAAAGAAGAAGAAAAACGAG